This is a messenger RNA of Heterobilharzia americana, 1492 nucleotides long. The record is from the annotation of a GenBank genome assembly. NCBI's taxonomy places the organism in Eukaryota, Metazoa, Platyhelminthes, Trematoda, Strigeidida, Schistosomatidae.
GCUGCAUCCAAAAGGUGCGUUACAGGGAAAAUGGCCUUGGUGUCAUAUGGCAGCUCGGAAGAGGAUUCUAGUGGCGAUGAAAAUAUUGUAUUUACUGCUCAAAAGGGAGGAGUAACCGAAAGCUGUGAUUCCAAAGAUCGAGUGGAGCCUGAAUUCAAAAUGCGAGUACCAAAAAGUGCUAAACUGCCGAAUCUUGUUCCUAAUAUUCCCAUUGCUAAGACAAAAGAAGGUAAAAUUUUGCUGUCUGUCCCUGACUUGGAAUCGCUCGAUUCCUCGGAGGACAGUGACGAAGAUAGCCAUUCAUCUACCAAGAACAAGCCAUGCAAAAAUUUCAAAUCUAUGACGGAGAAAGUGAAUCUGCUAUCCAUUCUUCCGCCUACACGAUCACUGAAUAUUCGAGAAGGUAGUAAGCCAAUGAUACCGCAUCAACUGAUGUCUAGAAAAAGUACGAACCAAACUCCUAAAGAAACGCCUACUGAUAAACCAAAGAUUGAAAAUAGUGAAAAGAAAUCCGAUUCAUCUCGGUCAGGCAACGUGGAUGAUGAUGAUGAUGUAUGGGAUUCAGACAUCAUAGAUAAGCAUGACUCUGAUACAGAGAUUGCAGAACCAACAGAUGUCAAGGAAUGUAGUUUCUUUUCAUUUUAUAAACCUGUGCCUGAAAAUCACGAAGCCAUUGCCUCAGAACGAGCAGCUGCCCUGUCAGCACUACAAUCAUCUCGAAGAAAAGCAGAACUAUCUAGUAAAAUUCACGAAAAUAAUGAAUAUACUCGCAGUACUGCUAAUUCAUCGAUAACAGCUGAAAUAUCUCAUGAAAUCUUCGCAAAAGACCGAACUACUCCGAAAUCAUGGGAAGAAUGUCUUCCGAAAAUCACUAUCAGUGAUCCAGAGAUUCUCCGUCAGAUGUCUUCGGUACAGAAAAAUGUCACUAAUCAAGAUGAUGAUCCUGAAGAGAAAGUAUUUUGGACAGAAGAGAAUUUCAUUCCAGGCCCCGAGCGUAAACGUGCACGCCUUAUUAUGCCUAGUACAAAAGGCAGUAAUAUUGCUUUGAAUGAAUUACUUCAAUCAACAAACACUGAGGUGAUAUCAAUCAACCAAUCUGAUUUAACUGCUGGUGCUCAACUAGAAUUAAUCAAAUCAGUCACAAGCGAUGACGCACAGUACAGACCAAAACCUAUAGUGGAUGAAGAACCUGGCAAGCUUGCACAUCGUAAGCAUCAAAUCACUUGGCUAGCUCAUCAGGCUCAAGAGAAUGAAAUGGAAUUGGAGAAACGUUGGGCUGAGGCACGACGUAACAAGGCAUCAAAUCGAGCAAAAUAUGGAUUUUGACUUCAAAUGGUUGCUAUAUUUGUGUGCGUGUGUCUGUGCGAUUCUCCUUAUGUAAAUAGUACCUGGAAUUUUUCCGUUAUCUUUGUAUCUUAAUUUAAUUAUGGUAUGACUUUUUCUCUUCCAUUGUAAAAAGGAUUUCAUUGUAAAUGCAAACUACUUAUCAAUG